AUGAUCAGAAUUUUGGCCUCAAUAGUAAAUGAAAUAAUACUGAUAAUAAAUGCUAGCACUCUUACUAAUGCUGAUGAAACAAAUGCUCUUGAAAAUCAUGAUCAAAAUUUUGACCUAGUAAUAAAUGUUAACGUUCUUACCAAUUCUAAUGAAACAACGCUUUUUGAAAAUCAUGAUCAGAAUUUGGCUUCUAUUGUAAAUGAAAUAUCAAUGGACCUCAUUCUUGUUGCAGUAACCAGAGUUUACGAUUCUGAUGUCUGCCCUAACGAACAAGAGUUCGUAGAAAGGAGCCAAAAGAUAUGGAAGCAAGGGGCUAAUUCAACACUCCAGUAG
Messenger RNA from Dentiscutata erythropus, 333 nucleotides. NCBI's taxonomy places the organism in Eukaryota, Fungi, Glomeromycota, Glomeromycetes, Diversisporales, Gigasporaceae. The record is from the annotation of a GenBank genome assembly.